Messenger RNA from Cryptomeria japonica (Japanese cedar), 2871 nucleotides. RefSeq names its product pentatricopeptide repeat-containing protein DOT4, chloroplastic-like. Gene Ontology annotation, molecular function: zinc ion binding; RNA binding; protein binding. Gene Ontology annotation, biological process: RNA modification. The transcript has a single exon. The record is from RefSeq and is a predicted model, not a curated record. Bases 228 to 2624 code for a protein of 798 amino acids. Lineage: Eukaryota; Viridiplantae; Streptophyta; Pinopsida; Cupressales; Cupressaceae.
AGAUUUAUUACUGGAUUUGAUUGUAUGCUGGACAUUUUCUUUACUAUAUAUCGCUUUCUUACUUUCAACGAAAUCUAUAAUUAUGUGAAAAAAAAUUCCGAAAUUAUUCAUUACACUCUGUUUGUCACAGUGGGGAUUCAAAAUUCAUAAAAUGCCCAUUUUCCACACUCCAAUUACAAUCUUAAAAUGCCAUGGUCAUCUCCUACUCAUCUUAAUCUCACAGCAUUAUGGUGAAGGAGGUGCCGCGCAUUCUGCUUACUACACACAAAGCUCCAGGAGAAUCAUAUGCAUAUCUUCAAUUAUUGCAGACUUGCAUUUUCAAGAACGCACAUUCACAGAGGAAAAAUGUCCACUCUUUCAUCGCUCCCGGGCGAUUUGCAUUUGGUACAGACACAACUUUUCAGAGUAAGCUUAUUAACAUGUAUGUCAAGUGUGGAAGUUUGUUGGAUGCUCGCAAAGUGUUUGACCACAUGAAAGAACGAGACAACGUCUCAUCAUGGAAUACGAUUAUUGCAGCAUACCGAAGGUAUGGUUUUCCUCACGAGGCAGUCACACUGUUUCACCAAAUGCAACGAACAGGUCUCCAACCCAAUCAGUUCACGUUUGCCAGCGUACUCCCAGCCUGUGCCAAAAUGGGCGCCUUGGAACAGGGUAUGAACAUCCAUCAAAGUAUAAUGGAAGGGGGAUUUUUGUCAGAUGUCAUAGUUGCAAGUGCCCUGGUAGACAUGUAUGCAAAAUGUGGAAGCAUAGACAAGGCACGUGAGUUGUUUGACAGAAUGCCUCAAAGAGAUGUCAUCUCAUGGACUGCCAUGAUUGCAGGAUAUGUUCAAAAUGGGUUUGUUGAAAAAGCCUUGGAAAAUUUUAAGCAAAUGCAAUUGGUCGGUGAAAAACCAGAUUCGUCAACCUUCGUCAGCAUCCUUCCUGCCUGUGCUCAAAUUAGAGCUUUGGAACUUGCUGCAGCCAUCCAUAAAAUUAUAAUAGAAAGUGGAGUUUUAUCGGAGGUUGUAGUUGCAACUGCCUUGGUAGACAUGUAUGCAAAAUGUGGAAGCAUAGAUAAGGCACAUGAACUGUUUGACAAAAUGGCUCAAAGAAAUGUGGUUUCAUGGAAUGCAAUGAUUGCAGGAUAUGUACAAAAUGGAUUUGUUGAAAAGGCUUUAGAAACUUUCAAGCAAAUGCAAUUAGCAGGUGUAAAGCCAAAUUCCACAACCUUUGCAAGCAUACUUCCUGCCUGUGCCAAAAUGGGAACUUUGGAACAGGGUAUUGACAUCCAUCGAAGCAUAAGAGAAGGGGGCUUUUUGUCUGAUGUUGUAGUUUCAAGUGCUCUGGUAGACAUGUAUGCAAAAUGUGGAAACAUAGACAAGGCAUGUGAACUCUUUGACAAAAUGCCUCAAAGAAAUGUUGUCUCAUGGACUGCAAUGAUUUUAGGAUAUGCACAAAAUGGAUUUGUUGAGAAGGCUUUAGAAAAUUUCAAGCAAAUGCAAUUGGCAGGUGUAACACCAAAUUCCACAACUUUUGCCAGCAUUCUUCCAGCCUGUGCCAAAAUGGGAGCAUUGAAACAGGGCAUUGACAUCCAUCAAAGCAUUGAAGAAGGGGGGUUUCUGUCAGAUGUUGCAGUUGCAAAUGCCCUUGUAGACAUGUAUGCUAAGUGUGGAAGCAUAGACCAGGCACAUGAACUGUUUGACAAAAUGCCUCAAAGAAAUGUGGUUUCAUGGAAUACCAUGAUUGCAGGAUAUGCACAAAAUGGAUUUUACAAGGAUGCUCUCAAAAUAUUUGAAUUAAUGAAGCACUCUGGAAUAUAUCCUGACAUUGUAACAUUUGCUCGUGUUCUAUUUGCAUGCAGCCAUGCAGGUUUAGUGGAUGAAGGGUGUACAUACUUCAAUCAAAUGAGAAACUCCUUUUGCAUUACACCUACAGUUGAUCACUAUGUAUGCAUGGUUGAUCUUCUUUCCCGUGCCAGCUAUCUUGAGGACACACUAAAAUUUAUUAUUAAGAUGCCACUUAAACCUGUAGUGGUUGUGUGGAUGUGUUUUCUUGCUGCCUGUAGAUCACAUAUGAACAUAGGCUUAGGAGUAUUUACAGCUACGCUGCUUUUUGAUUUGGAUCCUAAAAAUGCUGCCACUUAUGUUCUGCUAUCAAACAUCUAUGCAGAAGUGGGCAGGUGGGGUGAGGUUCAAAUGGUAAGGAGGUUGAUGAAAGAUAGAGGAAUUAAAAAGAUACCUGGAUGUAGUUGGAUUGAAGACCAUAAAAUGGUACAUGCUUUUUGCAUAGGAGACAGAUCACACCCACAGACACAGGAGAUCUAUGCAAUGUUGGAAAAAUUGGCUUGGGAAAUGAAGGCAGCAGGGUAUUCUCCAGAUUCAAAGCAUUCACUUAAUGAUGUGGAAGAGGAGGAAAAAGAAUUAUUCCUCUGCUACCAUAGUGAAAAGUUAGCAAUCGCAUUUGGUUUGUUAAACACGGCCCCUGGAACAACCAUUAGAGUUGUUAAGAACCUUCGAGUAUGUGCUGAUUGCCACACUGCAACGAAAUUCAUCUCCAAGAUAGUUCCUAGAGAAAUUGUUGUGAGAGAUGCAAACCGAUUUCAUCAUUUUAAAGAGGGACAAUGUUCUUGUGGAGACUACUGGUGAUGCUAAACGAAGCGAUCUGAAAAAUAAGCUUGCACUAUAAUAAUGUGCACUGCAUCAGACCUGUUGUAAUAAGGAGACAAGUUUUUCAUUUUUCAGUUUCAAGAAAGUUUUUUUUUUUUAUGAUAGCAUGGUUAUGUUUCAUUGAAUUGAUUUCAAAACGCAUGCAUAUGCAUGAAAUGAAAAGCUAGAGGAGGUGAGUACUGUUGUGGUUUUUUUUUUCUUUCGCUCCAUACCCAAGGUAUAAGUC